This is a messenger RNA of Capsella rubella, 1006 nucleotides long. Its product is annotated as cytosolic sulfotransferase 1. Gene Ontology annotation, molecular function: sulfotransferase activity. The coding region runs from base 1 to 984 and encodes 327 amino acids. Gene Ontology annotation, biological process: sulfation. The record is from RefSeq and is a predicted model, not a curated record. The transcript has a single exon. NCBI's taxonomy places the organism in Eukaryota, Viridiplantae, Streptophyta, Magnoliopsida, Brassicales, Brassicaceae. Gene Ontology annotation, cellular component: cytoplasm.
AUGGCUGAACUUCCAAUGAACUUGAGAGAUGACAACAUAAGUGAAGAAACAAAGACUCUGAUCUCCUCACUUCCUAGAGAAAGAGACUCUCAAGGGAAGCUCUGCAAGUACCAAGGAUGUUGGUAUUACUACAACACUCUCCAAGCACUCAUCAAUUUCCAGACAAACUUCCAGCCGCGAGACUCGGACAUAGUCCUGGCUUCAUUCCCCAAAUCCGGAACCACUUGGCUCAAGGCACUCGCCAUCGCAAUCUUGGAGCGAUCUAAACAGAAUUCUGAUGAUCCUCUGACACAUCCUUUACUAUCCGACAAUCCUCAUGGCAUAGUCCCCUUCUUCGAGAUCGAUAUGUAUCUCAAAACGGCAACACCAGACCUAACCAAGUUCUCUACGUCUUCUCCGAGUCUAUUCUCGACUCACAUGCCUUUGCACACCAUGAAAGAGGGCCUCAAGGAUUCUCCAUGCAAGGUUGUGUACUUGUGCCGGGACGUCAAAGACGCGUUGAUAUCGCGUUGGUAUUUCAGGUGCAAGUAUCAGAAUAAACAAGUGGCUGGAAGCAUUCUCGAGUCAAUGUUCGAGUCUUUCUGUAGCGGAGUUAGUUUCUACGAUCCGUUUUGGGACCAUGCUCUUAGCUAUUGGAGUGGCAGCUUGGAAAACCCUAAGCAAGUCCUUUUCAUGAGGUACGAGGAAAUGAAGACAGAGCCUUAUGUCCAGGUCAAGAGGCUUGCAGAGUUCCUGGGUUAUCCUUUCACUAAGGAAGAAGAAGAGAGUGGAUUGGUUAACAAAGUCUUGGAACUAUGCUCUCUUCGUAAUCUGAGCGGUUUGGAGGUUAACAAAACCGGGAAAACUUGGAUGAACGUGGAUAACAAUAGCUAUUUCCGCAAAGGUGAAGUUGGUGAUUGGAAGAAUUAUCUAACUCCCGAGAUGGAGACCAAAAUCGACAUGAUCAUUGAGGAGAAAUUACAAGGUUCAGGCUUGAGACUAUGAUAUAAAAAGUUAUGUAUGCGUA